Messenger RNA from Centropristis striata (black sea bass), 1115 nucleotides. It is a transcript of the gene sugct, whose product is annotated as succinyl-CoA:glutarate-CoA transferase. Gene Ontology annotation, molecular function: catalytic activity. NCBI's taxonomy places the organism in Eukaryota, Metazoa, Chordata, Actinopteri, Perciformes, Serranidae. The record is from RefSeq and is a predicted model, not a curated record. Bases 79 to 933 code for a protein of 284 amino acids. The transcript has 9 exons.
UUCUUCUGCCAGCCCCGGCUCUUACUCUGAAGGCUCCCGGAAGUCCAGCCUGUGCUAACGGCUGCUAACGGCUGUGUGAUGGCGGCUUCUCUCGGAGCGCUGAAGCGCGUCUCGGCUCUCUGUCCGGCCGCUGUGAGCCCACAGCUCCGGAGGAUCGGCCCGGGGACACGUCCCGCCGGGGGACGGCGGCUGUCCCACGCGGGAACAGGAGAAAACCUUCGACCACUAGAGGGCGUCAGAGUGUUGGACCUCACCAGAGUUCUGGCCGGUCCGUUUGCCACCAUGAUCCUGGGAGACCUGGGAGCCGAGGUGAUCAAAGUGGAGCGACCAGGUGUGGGGGAUGACACCAGGGCCUGGGGUCCUCCCUUCAUCAGAGCAGAGAGCGCCUACUUCCUCAGCGUCAACCGCAACAAAAAGAGUCUCUGUGUGGAUCUGAAACAUCCCAAAGGAGCAAACGUCAUCCAGCAGCUGGCAGGUGUGUGUGACGUGCUGGUAGAGAACUACCUCCCAGGGAAGCUGUCUCAGAUGGGUUUAGGCUACGAUGAGCUGAGCAGAGUGAACCCAGGACUCAUCUACUGCUCCAUAUCAGGUUAUGGACAGACUGGUCCUCGUUCUCUGUCUCCAGGUUAUGACUCCAUCGCCUCCGCUGUGUCGGGGAUGAUGCACAUCACCGGACCAGAGGAGGGCGACCCGGUGCGUCCGGGCGUGGCCAUGACCGACCUGGCCACGGGGCUGUACGCUCACGGCGCCGUGCUGGCCGCCAUGCUGCAGAGACAGAAGACGGGCAGAGGAGGACACGUGGACUGUAACCUGCUGUCCUCACAGGUUUCCUGUCUCACCCACAUUGCUGCUAACUUCCUGAUUGCGGGGAAGGAGGCGAGGCGCUGGGGGACGGCCCACGAGAGCAUCGUACCUUACCAGGUAACAGCCUGAACCUAGAGUACAGUGGUUUGAACUCUAUGAUUUCUUUGAAAAAAAUCACCACAAACGCAGCAUUUAAUGUAGAAAGAAACAGUAGAAACAGACGUUAUCGUCAGAGUUGAGCUUUCCGACGGUCCUUGAACGCAUCAUCAGUUAUAAAAAGUGUCCGUUACUUGUGUUAAAUGUUGAUUUUA